AUGCCAGCUCUUUCCAGUAUUGCAGAGUCGUUGUCUGAAAGAGAGGAGGAUUUCUACGAAGUACUCCCAAUUGGCAGUGACGAUGAUGGAAAAAGGAUACAGGCUGAUGAAGUGGAUGAGAAUGAUGUAAACAGUUUGCAGAAUUCAAUCAUUGACUGGACAGAAGAUGAAACAUGGACCCCAUCUAAAGACACAGAAGAAGUUUCUACCUCAGAGGAGGAAACAAGAGAGGAAGACAGUGAGUCUGACGACAGUGACACGGACUACAUACCAACAAUACGAAUCAGACCUGGAGCUUCACUUGCCUACAAUAUUGAUGAGCUUCCUGUGGCCACUGCGGAGGACAUUGUGUAUGAUGGCAUAGGACAAGACCCUCACCUCCCACCUUGUGAUGAUCCGUCCAUACCAUGCAACAGCAUCAGAGUUGAAACCCCAGAGGACAUUGUAGGCCAGCAAGCUGCCAUUGUUUUGAAGGAUGAAAGAGUUGUUGCACUUGGAGAUGCUAGAAUGGACAGCCCUGGUUUUUCGGCCCAAUACUGCACAUACACUGUGAUGGACAAUGGCAGUAAAAAGAUUAUGAAUAUUGCCAAUAAAGACAAGCGAGAAGCCCAGGGACAUUCCACCAUAAUGGAAAAAUUUCUGCACUUUUCAGAACUGGAAUAUAUAAAGAUUCUGGAGUGGAGCAUAGCUUCGAUAUGUGGCAUGGUGCAAAGAACCUCGGGAAACGAAUACAUGCUUCUGGCCAACAGCGGGAUUGCAAAAUUCUGUUGCAGUGGAAGAAAGACAUAUGCAAUCAUUUCUGGUUUUGCUGCAAAGUAG
Molecule: messenger RNA, 819 nt
Organism: Knipowitschia caucasica
Lineage: Eukaryota; Metazoa; Chordata; Actinopteri; Gobiiformes; Gobiidae
Source: the annotation of a GenBank genome assembly